UUUAAGCACAUUUGCUACUUAUACGCACUUCAAAAAUUUACUCAACAGCGCCUCUGCUGAGUUUACAUUGUUCUUGUGUUUUUUAUCGUGGUUUUAUCCUCCCUUCUGCCAGCCGCCUACUUCUGUUUGUUCCUGUGUGGACUGUGUGCCGUCGUAAACAGGGACGAAGCACCAAGUGUCAUUUCAGAUGGCAACUUGUUUCGGCUGUAUCCGCCGGUGUUUCAACGCCGGCGGUUUCAACGCUAGCAGUUCCCAAGGAAACCGCCUACCUACGGUGGUUCUGGACAUGCUUCAUAUGGGCCAGGAUGUCGUAAUUGUAAAGAAUGGACAAAGGAUCUGCGGCAGUGGUGCAGCACUAGCUAAUGCCCCUCUAGUUCAAAACAAGUCAUAUUUUGAAGUCAAGGUACAACAGGCAGGCCUGUGGGGUCUGGGAGUGGCUACACAAAAGACGGACCUGAACAGGGUGCCGCUUGGACAAGAUCUGGAGAGCUGUGUUCUCACUAGUGAGGGCACUGUGGUGUGUAACAAAGAAGUGCUCCACAAGCUCCAGCAGACAGUACAAGAAGGCGACGUCAUAGGCAUCACGUACGACCACCUGGAGCUGAACUUUUACCUGAAUGGAACAGAUUUACAUAUCCCAGUGACAGGUGUCAAAGGAGAAGUUUUUCCUGUUCUUUAUGUCGAUGAUGGAGCCAUCUUGGAUGCGGUGUUCUCUUCCUUCUUCCACACUCCACCACUAGGCUUCGAGCAAAUCAUGGUUGAACAGUCCUUACUGUGAAAAAGUCAUCUGUGUGCUGACCAUCACUGGCACAUCGUAGCACACUCCUAGUAGUGUUGCUCUAUGGAAUGGGCCUGUUGCCAUCUAUGCCUGAGUGUGCAAAGUUCUCCGCCAUUGAGCCGUCAUCACAAAGUCACUUUGUAGUCCAGCUUAUUUUUUGAUGCGUGCUAAAGCAUGUCAUGUGUUCAAGUCACAUGCUUGCAGUGUUUUUCUUUUCUUUGCUGUCUUUGUUAGCAUUAACUUAAAUAGGGGCUAGUAGAAAGCACGAAUAUUGCAUGGAUACAGGCUGAAAGCAAGCUUGGUGUUCAGUAAAUGAAAAAAGCUGUUUGAAUUGUGAUGCACGAUAAAAAACCCAUAAUUGAACAGUUUUAGUGUGAGGACAUAGAAUUUAGCCCUGCGAUUGUAUGUUGCCUUCUUUUUGGUACUACUUGCUUGUUUCAAGUCAGAUGCUGCCUACCAGGCUAUGCUGUAAGGAGCUUGGUGCGCAGGUGGAGCUUAGGAAGCUUUUUGUAUGCAUUGGACAUUCUUUUAGCUUGUACAGAGACUGUUGGCCCUGUUUUGGGCAUCCUGGUUUUACCAGACAAUAGACCCUUUUCCUAGUUGUUGGUCUAGCUUUAUAAAAAUAAAGAAAUUGGCCAACCUAACAGCAAAACAGAAUUAUUAAUUUGGCAAGAUAUAUGCAUAUACUGUUUCAGGGAACAUUACAUGGGCACAAACAAAGGUCGUUAUUCAUGCUAGUUGCCACGUCCCAGCUUCCAGAACAUUUAUCCUUUCUCAUUUGACCACCACUCAUUGUCGUCUGACUGUUUUGGGAAGACUCUGUCAGCAAAGACCAGCACCAAAAGUGUCAAGACAGCUUGGAAUGAGGCAGUGUUGUGCAACAUGCAGAGGUCAUUCCUUUUUAUGUCAUAACUUGUUGCUUAAAAGGCAGGUUACACACAUUUGCUGUCCAGCAUUCUAGUGGCGAGUGGUGAUUCACUUCAUUGACAUCGAUUUCACGACAGUGCAUUCACCUUUAUCUGUCCUUUGGGUUUGCCCAUGGGAAGGCAUUCUUGAGUCCCUGGUCUUACUACAGCUUGUGGAACAUGUUAAUCUCAAGCUUUUUCUGGUAGCCUCGAGGUUGCUCACAUUUGCCUUGUCCAGCCUCUUGCCGAGACAGGCACUGAGCUGGGCACGUUGGCCAAACGUGGUCUGUUCGCAGGGAAGUGGUCUUUGUGGCAGCAUCACUGGUGAUGAUUUGAUAAGAAUGGGCUCACACUUUUCUUGCAUUUGUUGGUGCAGCAGUAGCUGUUGCUCUCAAGGCUUGCAUUCGGUGCAGGUGUGCUCCACGCAUCCUAAUAUCAAGUCUGCAUUCUCCUCCACCAGCUCUGCCUUAUACGUGGCCCGCAUGAUAGUGGUUGUGGUCAUGUUGUCCUCUGUCAUCAACAAAACCAUGCUGAUGCACCAUUUUGACCAGUCCUAACCAUAACAGCAGACCACACUUUACUUUCUAUGAGGUAAAGAAAAUGUGAUGAGACUUCUGUGGCAACAUAUACAGCCAGAAAGUGGUGAAACAUGCAAUUUUUUCUUUGUCUUUUGCUCUAGCAAUGACGAGAGCUGUGAUUAGUUUGUCAAAUAUGCAAUAUGAAGGAACCUAACAAUUGGAAAGGGUCUAUUGCUUGUACAGUUUCAGCAAACAUUUGUGUACAUUGCCUGUAACAUAAUUCAAUGAUAAUUUAUACUAUAGUGUGAACAGUAUCCAGGUAUCCAAAGUGGAUGCUUGGCUGAAGACAAGACUGGCACUGUGAAUGGAAUGUGCCUGCCAUGGUUCGUGGUUGUUGUGAUUACUUACAUGCACAAAUGGAACCACUUUCCUCGUGUACACUUGCCACUCUACAAGUCUUUGGUGUGGGCAGAAUGCUUUCAGAAAUAUUUUGUCAGAGCAGGUCAUGCCAAAUGCCAGCUAGCACUCAUUUUUAUGUUCACUGUAUACUCAAUAUUGUGAGGAUAAGGGCACCAGCUAUAUAUCUGACCUGCUGGACUGUCUUGUGCUCAAAUCAGCGGCAUUUUGUUUAAUAAACCGCAGUUGGAUGCAAGAAUUGCCUGUUUCAUUGAAAACAAUACAGAUGCAUGCAUCUGUGGCGAUGCCAGGUCAGAAAAAUAAACGCUCCCUUUCUCAAAAGUUGCAACAGCCUUGUCACAUUUGGCAGUGUUGCAUUGUUGUCUGGCGCUGCCGCCAACGACACAUUCUUGUUUCUUCUGGAAGUAACUAACGUGUGCUGAAUGUAAGCAUAAUAUUGUCCAAAAUGCGCAAAUUUGAUCACAAAUGGGUCUGUGGUCUAGCUGGAAGAACCAUCUAGUAUGCGGGUUUCACUUAUUGACCCAUCAUUUUGUAUCUUCUAUGGCUCUAUUCAUACAGCCAAAGAAGCAUUAGUAAAUGGAUGCCUGAGGUUGUUUCAUGUUUGAGUGAACUAAAGUUGAGCACCGUCUUUUUAAAAGCAAGGUAAGAACAAGCAGGCAUGCAAACAUAUGCAUUGAGCCCAUGCGAUUGCAGUUUUCACGAGACUAGGAUUUCACAAAAUUAGCGCUGGAUGCCUACGGCAUCUAUGGGCCUCGGUGUUCUGGCAUUGUGCCAACUAUGCUAAGACAGCAUGCCAGGAACACUCGUUCAUAGAUGCCAGCAUGCCUAGUGCUAGUCUCACAAAAGUAAUUGCUGAAAAUACCGCCCCUGUUGGCAGCCGUGCAAUGUCCAAUCCAAUGUUUAUGGCCAUGGAAAUAGUGCAGCUUUCUUGUGCAUAUAGCUGCUGGCACUAGGGCUGAUUUCAUGCAUAGAAUUAUCAGUCCUAUCACGUUGUUUUGUUCCAAUUCGGUUUCUUGGAGGUUGAAAUGCUGGAAGUUAUUGGUUAUUAAAGGCAGUAACACAAACAUUUUCUGGUUAAAACUGGUAACCUAGCCAAUGGGCUCUGGCAUCAUCUAUUCAGCAUGCCGAGUUUGUUCCAUGUCUUUUGUCCACUUGUACUAGACAGUUGGACAAAACUGCACUGGUUUGGCAGGUAUGGUUUUCUACUGCUAAGAAUAAUUUGGUUCGACUUAAACAGGUGGAAUGCAAGAAUGCCUUCGUAAUGAGAAUGUGGUCUGCGUUACACAAUCGCAGCACCGCAAAAGAUAAAUUUAAAGCCUUGAAUCAUAGUGUACCUUGUAAGCAUGGACUUAGCUUUGUGAUGCUAAAAUCAAUCAAUCAAACGUCAAUGUGAACUUUAUGCCAGACACACCUGAAAAGCAGCCUUGUAGAGUUGGUAAAGUGUGAAAAAAAAAAAGUGGGAACGAAAUAAGGACAGAAUGCAAGGGCCUGUGUUUAUUUUCUUUUGUCCUGCACAAAUUUUUCCUAUGUCAGCUGUCCUAUUUAAAAUACUUGGGUUACUCUCAUUGUAUCAAUAAAUUUCCUAGAGUCCA
Molecule: messenger RNA, 4210 nt
Organism: Dermacentor andersoni
Lineage: Eukaryota; Metazoa; Arthropoda; Arachnida; Ixodida; Ixodidae
Product: SPRY domain-containing protein 7
Molecular function (GO): protein binding
Source: RefSeq, a predicted model, not a curated record